AUGAAAAAAAAUAUUCUAAUUUUGAUUUUAAUUAUUUCAGCUCUGGGUUGUGCUGUAUCAAAAUAAAUUACUGUUCCUCUCAGGUUAAGCAAGAGUAAAUCACUUUAAGUUAGAUCUAACUAUAGUACUGCUAAGUGUUAAGUUGAUUUUUUUAUUUCAAUUAAUUAUUGCAAUAACUCUAUUGAAAACUCCAAAGAAGUGCUAGAAAAGUGUGGAUCCAAGUACGUUGAAAAUAAUGCAAAUUAAAAGGGUUAUGAUUAUAAAUCUAAAUUUUUGCUUGGAGACAAAUCCUAUGAAUUGACUGUAACUUCACCUCAUACAGAUAAAUCUCCAUUUUAUUUUAUGGAUAUAGCAUUUUAUGCCUAGAAAUUGUUUAUAACAUUGAAUAGCACAGCUCCUUCUUCAGAUAAUUAAAUCAUAGGAUAACUCGAUUUUGGUACUCCUGAUAUAUCUAUAGCUUCAAUAAAUAACUUUGUGUAAAUAAAAUACUAAUAUAGUGUAGUAUCUUAUAAAGCAACUUCUAAAAAUUAUUUUAACUAUGGUUAAGAAUAGAUUUAAAGUGAUGACACUAUUUACUUUAAUUUAGAUUCUGCAUUUACUGGUAUCUCUAUAGAAUCUUUCUAAAAACUAUUAUCUUUGUUAGAAUAAUAAGAUGUUGCUUAUGAAUUCAUAACAGAAAAAAAUGCUCUAUUUGUGAAUUCUGUUGAUAAAUUAUAAGCUUUAUAAUUUGUUUUAUCCUAAAAAGAUGAUAGACCCUACAUUUUAACCAUCAACCCAACCUAAUAUACUAAGAAAUUAAGUGAAAACAAAUUCUAAAUAAUGAUUUAGCCUAUAUACACAAAAGGAUUUUCAUUUUUAGGAUAUAAUGUGUUAGAAUCAUACUACGUUGGUUUUGAUUUAUCUACAAAGUCAGUAUUAAUUACAGAAAAGAAAUAAGUUUUAUCUGAGAAAUAUUGA
Molecule: messenger RNA, 957 nt
Organism: Tetrahymena thermophila SB210
Lineage: Eukaryota; Ciliophora; Oligohymenophorea; Hymenostomatida; Tetrahymenidae
Product: transmembrane protein, putative
Exons: 2
Source: RefSeq, a predicted model, not a curated record